AUGGAACGUGCAUGCUGUAAAGAACGUUUCGAGGAUAAAAGUGGACGGUUGCGUAGAACAGGAAUUUGUACACAAUUCAAAGGUGGGCCCAGUGCUGCACAGACAUUAAGUGAUGUUUUUGAUGUAACUGUCACUCCCGAAAAGGAAUUAUUCGUCUGUGUCCAAUGUAGUUUGACGAUUCGUUCCUUGGACACAAAAAAAAAAACAAUUGUGUCUACAUCUGUGAAGAGCAGUCAACUGCGACAGGCACUCAUCAUCAUCAGCAAGUCCAAGUACCACACUGGAUUCCGUCGCCUGUUCAACAGCAGCAAGGCUGCAAAAAAGGCCGCUGUUAGAGUGAUUUGUGAGGUUGUACGAAAAGAAGCAAUCAAUUUUGCUAAAACAUUCGGAAACAAAAACAAUAGUGCGAUUGAGGACAUCACCAACUUCAGUUGGGAAAUUGUUUUAAAAGAUGCAUGGCAUUUGUGCCCCACUUUGAUUAAAAUCAUAAUAGCUGCAUUGACGAAGAAAGAAAACUGGAAAACAAUAACGAGAAGAAGGGGUAAAACAAUAAUUUCUGCUAAACCUCUUGUUGGGUCACUUCUCUGCAUUGUUGGUUUCAUUCGAAGCUACCAGUGCAAUAUACUUCAACGGAUGGUUUCAUUAUUGCUUUGGCUAGGAGGAUGCAAAACAAAGGUAAUGUAAAAAAGCUUUUUGAUGUUUAUAAUGUUUAAAAAUGUGAAAGACACACACACACACACACACACAUACACACACACACACACGGAUCCAGGAGAAUUGUUGGGGACCAGUACACAACAAGGUACCCCUGCUGAUGUA
Gigantopelta aegis is the source of this 819-nucleotide messenger RNA. RefSeq lists its product as uncharacterized. The record is from RefSeq and is a predicted model, not a curated record. NCBI's taxonomy places the organism in Eukaryota, Metazoa, Mollusca, Gastropoda, Neomphalida, Peltospiridae. Bases 1 to 684 code for a protein of 227 amino acids. The transcript has 2 exons.